Messenger RNA from Spizellomyces punctatus DAOM BR117, 1125 nucleotides. RefSeq lists its product as uncharacterized. Bases 135 to 1064 code for a protein of 309 amino acids. The record is from RefSeq and is a predicted model, not a curated record. NCBI's taxonomy places the organism in Eukaryota, Fungi, Chytridiomycota, Chytridiomycetes, Spizellomycetales, Spizellomycetaceae. The transcript is spliced from 6 exons.
GAGGCUGAUGCAACCCUUGGAAAAUUCUCUUUCAAUAUCUAAACUACCCCGUCCUCCCAGUUCCGCUCCGACACCGAACUUUGCUCCGCUCUUUUUUUUUUGAUUGUAGGCGUUUCUUUCAUUUUUCGCCAAGCAUGGGCCUCGACGCGGAAACAUUCACUUAUGUUUUGGGUAUCGUUGUCGUCAGUAUGGGGACUUUGUCGACCUUCGAGAGCAUUGUCAUGGCUUUUCAAUUUCUGACUCGAAGCUCCGCAGUAUCAAUUAAGCUCGUAAUGGUGAUGACUAUAUCGGCUUUCUUGUGUAGUGUCAUCAACCUUAGCGAUUAUUUUAUUGCGACGGGAGACUGCAAGCAUCACUACGCCGCCGCGACUUUUUAUCAGUGCAGCUUCUAUCUCAUGGACUGUCUCCUCAUUGCGAAUGCCAACACCAUCCUCAAGGAAGCCAAUCACAAGUACAGAAAGAUUAUUUUGGGAGCUAACGGCGUUCUCCUCGCACUUGGUAUUGCCGCGGGAAUAACGGAUAUAUAUCAGUUCACCUUUCUGCACCCAGUACCGGGAGUUACAUGCAUCCCCAUUCAACCGAAAAUUGCAUGGCCUCUCUACGGUGCCGCUGAGCUGGCGAUCACACUGAAUCUUGCUUAUUUCUUUGUCCAAGAGCUGAGAUACAGUAUUCACAUCAUGCGAAAAAACAAGCAUGCAGUAACGGACAUACUUGCUGAACUCUGCAACGACCACAUUGUGCUCAGUCUUCUUUCCGCCAUUAUUGUUUUCAUCUGUCAAACACUGAUUGAACAAAACUCCCUUGGUACCAACACGUUCUUCCUCAUUUUCAUCGAGCACCCGAUCGCUGUGCGCUUGAUUACAUACUCGGUUAACCCAGAUUUUGCUGAAUUGCAUACCAUUUCAAAAAGUGAAGAAAAUCUUGCCAAAAGCGGGAAACCGGCAAGCAUCGGAAGUGUCACGACCCGCCCAACGCUUGCUAUCGCACGUUCAAGGGAAAUCAGGUCUAGGGAGAGAAUUGGACCUGAAAUUAAAGUUACUGCGGAGAGGGAGGACACGGUUUAAAAACUUUUACUGUACUAGACAAUUUCAUAUAUACCUCAGCUCCGCUGAAUAGUCAGCGCAA